CAGUUUCAUAGAUAUAGGCGUUGUAGAAGUAAGCUCGUCUUCGGUCGGUCGAAGUAUUAUAUCGUUGAUUGAUGACGGCUACUAAUGCAUUGAUUUAUCGAGAUUUGGAGCCGAUUCACCCCGUUUACGCCUCCUAAACUAGUGAUAGUGCGCGGUGUCGGGUCUUGUUUCUCAAGUGUAAAGAAAAGGCUUAAAACUGGUGUUCGACAAGUCACUUGGCAAUAUGCCUGCCGUAAGGGGAGAUGGAAUGCGAGGACUCGCAGUCUUCAUAUCGGAUAUAAGAAACUGUAAAAGUAAAGAAGCAGAAAUAAAAAGAAUCAAUAAGGAGCUGGCAAACAUAAGAAGUAAGUUUAAAGGCGACAAAACUCUCGAUGGAUAUCAAAAAAAGAAGUAUGUCUGCAAACUGUUAUUCAUCUUCUUGCUGGGUCAUGACAUCGACUUCGGACACAUGGAGGCGGUCAAUCUAUUGUCUUCCAACAAGUAUUCCGAAAAGCAGAUCGGGUAUCUGUUUAUCUCCGUGUUGGUCAACACCAACAGUGAUCUGAUCAAGCUGAUCAUUCAGAGCAUCAAGAACGACCUGCAGUCGCGCAACCCCAUCCAUGUCAACCUCGCCCUCCAGUGCAUCGCCAACAUCGGCAGCAAAGACAUGGCGGAAGCAUUCUGCACAGAGAUACCUAAACUUCUUGUGUCAGGAGACACAAUGGAUGUUGUGAAACAGUCAGCUGCUCUCUGCUUGCUCAGACUCUUCCGUAAGUCUCCUGAAAUCAUUCCUGGGGGUGAAUGGACGUCUAGAAUAAUUCACUUGCUAAAUGAUCCCCACAUGGGUGUAGUAACCGCAGCCACAUCACUCAUAGAUGCUUUGGUAAAGAAAAAUCCAGAAGAAUAUAAAGGGUGUGUUACCCUGGCAGUAGCUAGGCUCAGCCGCAUUGUGACUGCCAGUUACACUGACCUACAAGACUACACAUAUUACUUUGUACCUGCACCAUGGCUCUCUGUUAAACUUUUAAGAUUGUUACAAAACUACACUCCGCCUUCAGAGGAGCCUGGGGUCAGAGGUCGCCUUUCAGAAUGUUUAGAAACUAUCUUCAACAAGGCCCAGGAACCACCAAAGUCUAAAAAAGUCCAGCACUCAAAUGCCAAGAAUGCUGUUCUGUUUGAAGCUAUCAGUCUCAUCAUUCACAAUGACAGUGAGCCUAACUUGCUGGUGAGAGCAUGCAAUCAGCUGGGACAGUUUCUCAGCAACCGUGAAACUAAUUUACGUUACCUGGCAUUAGAAUCCAUGUGCCAUCUUGCAACUUCUGAAUUCUCACAUGAGGCAGUAAAGAAACACCAAGAAGUGGUCAUUCUUUCAAUGAAGAUGGAAAAAGAUGUCUCAGUUAGACAGCAGGCUGUUGAUUUAUUGUAUGCUAUGUGUGACAAAACAAAUGCCGAAGAGAUUGUACAAGAAAUGUUGGCAUACUUGGAGACUGCAGACUACUCCAUUAGGGAAGAGAUGGUGCUGAAAGUUGCCAUAUUAGCAGAAAAGUAUGCAACUGAUUUUACUUGGUAUGUUGAUGUAAUUCUCAAUCUUAUAAGAAUUGCUGGAGACUAUGUAUCUGAGGAGGUAUGGUACAGAGUAAUUCAGAUUGUCAUCAACAGAGAGGAAGUUCAAGGCUAUGCUGCCAAGACCGUGUUUGAAGCCCUACAGGCACCCACAUGCCAUGAAAACAUGGUUAAAGUAGGAGGUUACAUUCUUGGUGAAUUUGGUAAUCUGAUUGCGGGUGACACACGGUCUUCACCUUUGGUCCAAUUUGAAUUGCUCCACUCUAAAUAUCAUCUGUGUUCCGCUGCAACUAGAGCUCUAUUACUUUCUACAUACAUCAAACUUGUCAACCUGUUCCCAGAGAUCAAAAAUCGUGUCCAGGAAGUAUUCAGAGCAGACUCCAAUCUAAGGUCUGCAGAUGUUGAGCUACAGCAACGAGCAUCUGAAUAUUUGCAGCUGAGUAUAGUGGCUAGUUCAGAUGUAUUGGCUACAGUAUUGGAAGAAAUGCCUGCAUUCCCUGAAAGAGAAUCCUCUAUCUUAGCAGUGCUCAAAAAGAAAAAGCCAGGCCGUAUUCCUGAUACUUCUGACAUGAGAGAAUCUAAGAGCCCUCAACCCACAUCAGCAGCUGCACCAGCUGUCAACUCCACAAACAACACUAAUGCAUCAAGUGCAGAUCUCUUGGGAUUGUCCACACCACCUGGUUCAGCUGCCCCCACUGCAGGCAAUGGAUUGCUUGAUGUCCUAGGAGAUCUCUACACCACUCCUAAAAUUAGUCCAAGCAAUGCUGCACAAAAUAAUAUCAAAAAGUUCUUAUUUAAAAACAAUGGUGUUCUCUUUGAGAAUGAAUUGAUUCAAAUUGGAGUCAAGAGUGAAUUUAGACAGAAUCUAGGCAGAAUUGGCCUGUUCUAUGGCAACAAGACACAAUUUCCAAUUCAAAAUGUCAAUCCUGAACUGCACUGGACUGAUAUGCAUAAAUUAAAUGUUCAGAUGAAGCCUAUGGAACCAGUUCUGGAGGCAGGAGCACAGAUCCAACAAAUGUUAACUGCGGAGUGCAUCGAAGACUAUCUGGACACUCCAAGCAUGUCUGUUUCCUUUAUCUACAACAAUGUGCCACAAAAAAUUACAAUGAAGCUUCCUUUGACAUUGAACAAAUUCUUUGAACCUACUGAGAUGAAUGGUGAAUCUUUCUUUGCAAGGUGGAAGAAUUUGGGAGGAGAGCAGCAAAGGGCACAAAAAAUAUUUAAAGCUCAAGGGGCAAUAGAUAUUGCCGCUACUCGCACCAAACUGGCUGGUUUUGGGAUGCAACUGUUGGAUGGCAUUGACCCCAACCCAGAUAAUUUUGUAUGUGCUGGCAUCGUGCAUACCAGAGUGCAACAAGUAGGAUGUCUUAUGAGAUUGGAACCUAAUAAACAAGCUCAAAUGUUCAGACUUACAGUAAGAUCUAGUAAGGAGACAGUCUCACAAGAAAUUUGCGAUUUACUUGCUGACCAGUUUUAAUGAUAAAUAUGAACAACAUUGUUAAUAGCAAUGUUAAUUGCUGUUAGGUUCACAGUUGCAGAAAAUUCACAAUUGCUAUAUGUUAUAUGAAGCAUGUUAAAAAGUCACUUGUGAACAUUGCACUGACUCAGUAGGAAUUUGUAAUAUCUCACAUUAUACAAUUUUGAGAUGACUUUUACUUACUAACUGACAAGAUAGGCUUUGUGGUUUGAAAAAGUUAAAAAAUCAUUUGAGGUCAUACACUAUAGGGAUCAUAUGUUUGAGUAGUCCAUUACUAUAGUUCUAUAUAUUAUCAUGUAACUAUUCAAAGAUCUUUCUUGUAAAUCAGAUUCCAUUGAUAGAUAUAUAAUAUAGUAUAUUAGCAUUUGAAGGGCUAUUGUAUUAUUUGAAUUAUGAAAUUAAGUAAAACUUACUGACAAGUAAGUUUAGACUUAAAUUGAAUAUAUUUUUAUUUAGACCAUAAUAGAUUUUUUAUGUUUUUCUGUAAUUCAUAUGGUACAGCGCAUAAUUAUAAUCAUUUAUUUGUACAUAGAUUUUUUAUAAGGUGUGCCCAAAAUUCGGCUAAGUGUUGGAUGUACAUUUGUUUUUCAUAUUAAUUGAAAAUAAUGUAUUGUAUUACUAUUUAAUCUAAAUUCAGGUGUAAUGAGAUAUGAUAAAAUGUAUAACAUGAUCAUACCAAAGUUUAAUGUUUUGGCUGUUAUGUGGCAUGAUAAUUCAUAUGUAAUCAUCCUGUUGGUUUAUCUAAAGUAUUUGCCACAUGAAUAUAAAUUCUGGGUGUGAUCUGUUAGCCUAUAUAAUGAAAACUUAGGUAUCAUACAAGUUAAAUACGUAUUUAUAAUUUCGGAAUAACAAUCCAUUUGGGUGGUACUUAUUUUGUAGUUUUAUAUAGGAGCACCACUUGGAUGGUAAUGUGUAAUUUUUAAUCAAAAAAUGUGAUUAAUUUUUAUGUUUGACCAUUUGGAGGGUAAACCAAAAUGAACUAUUUUUCGCAAGGGGGCGUGUAUAAUUGUAUUACCUAUUUGAAGUUAUUAAACAUUACGGUUUUAAAAGAAUUUUUAUUAGGGUUUUACGCAGCAACUAACUAAGGAAUUUCUUUUAUUCCUUAGCGGUUUUUAUUCGUUUUACCGAAAAAAAUUAACAUUAUCACAAACGUUUUUUAACGUCAUAUAACUCAUAUAUAUAAUACAAUACAUAGGUACCCUACCUAAGUACCAUGAUGUCCAUGAUACGCCGUGGUACGCCUAUCGCGUAAAAAAGAACAAAUACUUUUUCCUAAUCACAAAAUUUAUAUAAGCAAUCGGCUACGUUUUUAAUAUUAAGGAAGACAAUAAAGGGAUGCCAUGCAAAAAACAUAACAGAAAUAAGGACCACCCAAUUAUACAAGUAGCAGAUGGACUUUGCUGAUGAAUAUUUUAGGUUUUUUUAUUUACUUAUAAUGUUCCUGUUAAUUGUUAAAGUAACAUAUGCUUACCAGAGAUUUAUUUUGGAAUCGUUACGAUUCAGACGUCCUUUAUAUUGAUAGAAAAUAUAUUUGGUUAAGUAUCGAAACAUUUUUGUUAUCAUGUGUUAUUCAUACAUUCCUCAUAUCUAUUUGGUUAAUAUAAUAAACCAAAAACUAUUAGUGACUAAAAAUAUGUAUGCAAUUUAUUCGGACCUAUAGCUAUGUGAACGGAUAUAUACAUAGGUAUAAUACUUGUAUGUAAAGCUGGAACAAAAUACCAUUGUCUGUCAUUGUAUGCGUACUGAUAAGAAAAGGAAGAGAAGUGAGCUCACCCAGUUAUCGUUUUACAUGUGAAUGUACUCAUAUUACGAGAUUAAUAUUGUACAAUAAAAUGUGGUAUGUGUUAUGGUUUGUUCAUAGGAAUCUCACCACAUAGAAUAUCAUAGCUAUACCACAUGAUAGUGUAGGUUCGUAGAUACAAUUGGUAUUAGGGUAAAUGGCUUGGAAGAAAGUUCAUGUUUAACCAGUUGUUCGCGAAAAAGUAUUAAACAUAAAAUGUUUAACAUUGAGUAGGGAGCAUAGUAAAAUUUACUUUGCAUGGUAGGUGAUUAAAGAGUAGUAAGAAUAUUCACAACACAUUGUUUAUGCAUAACUUCAUCUCGUUAAAACACGUUGUAUGAAAAUUAUAUGUAUAUUAUGAAAGUAAGAAUGUGUAUACUUGCUUAUUUGAUAAAUACCUUCAGUGUAUUGUGUGUGAGUUGAAUAUCAAAAUGUACAAUAUCGCAUGGUUAAUAAAUUGAGCGUGAUACAUAGAUUAUAUAGAAGUUCGUUUCCGCGCUUGAAGCCACUUUGUAAUUGUCUAACGUAAAUAUUUAUCCAAUAUAUAAUAUAUUUAAAUUGAA
This is a messenger RNA of Cydia fagiglandana, 5362 nucleotides long. RefSeq names its product AP-2 complex subunit alpha (gene AP-2alpha). Gene Ontology annotation, biological process: clathrin-dependent endocytosis; intracellular protein transport. The transcript has a single exon. The record is from RefSeq and is a predicted model, not a curated record. Gene Ontology annotation, cellular component: AP-2 adaptor complex; membrane coat. NCBI's taxonomy places the organism in Eukaryota, Metazoa, Arthropoda, Insecta, Lepidoptera, Tortricidae. Bases 224 to 3019 code for a protein of 931 amino acids. Gene Ontology annotation, molecular function: clathrin-cargo adaptor activity.